Molecule: messenger RNA, 1399 nt
Organism: Cololabis saira (Pacific saury)
Lineage: Eukaryota; Metazoa; Chordata; Actinopteri; Beloniformes; Belonidae
Gene: stx12
Product: syntaxin 12
Exons: 10
Coding region: 117-920 (267 amino acids)
Biological process (GO): vesicle-mediated transport; vesicle fusion; intracellular protein transport
Cellular component (GO): SNARE complex; postsynaptic recycling endosome; synaptic vesicle
Molecular function (GO): SNAP receptor activity; SNARE binding
Source: RefSeq, a predicted model, not a curated record
UGUGAAGUGGGCGUGGCGUCUCAGCUGAUAGCAGAUCACAGGACCUGGUUCUCCCCCGAUGUUUUCCUUUUCUACAGACUAAAACACAGUGAGAGUUGAACAUCUGAGCAUCAAACAUGUCUUUCGGUAAAGCAGAGUUCCGUCCGGUCCCAAAGGACUUCAGCACGAUGAUCCAGACCUGCAGCUCCAACAUCCAGAAGAUCACACAGAACACUGCGCAGAUCAAGACGAUGGUGAGCCAGCUGGGGACCAGUCAGGACACCAGCGAGCUUCAGGACCGCCUGCAGCAGAUCCAACACUACACAAAUCAGCUCGCAAAAGAAACCAACAAACACCUGAAAGAGUUGGGAUCCAUCUCUCUGUCCCCAUCCCCUUCAGAGCAGAGGCAGCAGAAGAUCCAGAGGGACCGGCUCAUGAACGACUUCUCAGCAGCUCUCAACAACUUCCAGGCGGUCCAGCGGCGAGCGGCGGAGAAGGAGCGGGAGUCGAUAGCCAGAGCGAGAGCCGGGUCCCGCCUCUCUACCGAAGACAAUUUCCGGGAUGAAAAACUUGUCUCUUUCGAUAACCAAGAGGACUGGGGUCAGAUGACCGCCCAGACACAAGAAGAGGCCAUCACCGAGGAAGACCUGGAGAUCAUCAAGGAGAGAGAAACCAACAUCAGACAGCUGGAGUCGGACAUCAUGGACGUAAACCAGAUCUUUAAGGACCUGGCAGUGAUGAUUCAUGACCAGGGAGAGAUGAUCGAUAGCAUCGAGGCUAACGUGGAGAACGCUGAAGUUCACGUAGAACGAGGGGCGGAGCAGCUUCAGAGAGCAGUUUACUACCAGCAAAAGUCCCGUAAGAAGAUGUGCAUCCUGGCUCUGGUGUGCUCCAUCGCUCUCGUUAUUCUCAUCCUCAUCAUCUACUUCGCCUCGAAGUGAGCUGAUGUCCCUGCUGGCGUUUCAGCACUCCAUUUUACCCCUCUGCCCGCCCCCUCCCAUGUAAACACCCCCCGAAUCACCAGGACUCAAGCGGCUGAUCAGCCAUCAAAUGGCUGAGCUUUAACUAUUAUUGAUGAAGAAACGGAGGACUGGGGGGUGUCGGGAAGCGGCCUAAUUCCUGAGAUUCCCUCAUUUUAGUCUCUUAUUUACUGCACUAACACUAGCUGUCACUGUAUUUCAAAUCUAGAAACGUGGUUGGAAUGACUAAAAGAAACAAUGCAUCCUGUUCAGGUAAUCUGUCAUUUUUAUGUCUUAUGGAACAUGUUGUAAAUGAAAGCUGAACCAGUAAAAUACCAGUAUGAUUCACAUUUAUGUCCGAGUGUUCUGUAGAAAAACUGAAAUGGAAGAGCAGUCUUCAAAUAAAACAUUUUAAGAUGAUGUCUGUGACUCAGAAUGUAUAAUAAAUGUCUUCAGCACGU